AAUCAUUCAUCCAUUGGUAUACUAACGUUUGUGGUGCUCGCUAAUUUAUAUUUUAUCUAAAUUUUACUCAAACCUUUAUUCAAUUCACGCAAUUUUCAAUUUUCUUAAACAAUACUUUUGAAUUAACGACAUCUUUAUCAGUGUAUGUAAGAAAAAUUACAUCAAAUAUAUCAAGAUACAUACGCACAAAAGUAUCAUUAUGGAGAUAUACCCAGUCACGUCAGUUUUGCAAGGACCUUCUGUUCCAGUAAAUAAAAAAAUAAAACUUCAUAGAUUAUUUGAAAAAAAUGAAAAAAACUACGAAGACCAUUUGGCCGUCAUUUAUGAAGAAAUGGGACAACCUUCAGUACGUCUAUCCUGUUCUGAACUAAAUGCUAUAGCCAACCAACUGGCCAGAGGUAUUGUGGCACGGGCAGGAGCGGCAAAUAGCGAUGCCGAUUUUGUAGUGGCUGUUCAAUUACCACCGAGCGAUGGACUCUUAGCUGUUUUGUUAGCCAUUUGGAAAUCCGGAGGAACUUAUCUCCCUGUGGACCCAACGGCUCCUGAACACCGAAUCAGCCAUGUUCUCGAUGAAGCUAAACCAUGCCUAGUUAUUACUCACUCUCCGGAUGCAGAAGUAUUUGAAAAAAUUAGUGAUAAUGUGUUCAGCCUCAAGCAGCUGAAAAAGUUUUCAGCAACUUUUUCAGCAUCUAAUUUAGAAGAUGAAGAAACCUUAAAUGGCGACCGAUCUGAAAAGACGGCUAUUAUUAUUUAUACUAGCGGUAGCACGGGAACACCAAAAGGUGUACGACUUCCACAUUAUGUAAUUUACAAUCGGUUGAACUGGCAAUGGAAUCGAUUUCCUUUCAGUGAAACAGAAAAGGCGUGCGUUUUCAAAACUUCUUUGACUUUUGUGGACGCAGUGGCUGAAAUUUGGGCACCUUUAUUACAUGAUUCUCCAAGAUGUUUAAUAGUAGUACCCAAAUCAGUGACUAAAGAUCCAGAACGUUUAAUUAACAUAUUGAAUCAACACAAAAUUGAACGAUUAGUACUUGUUCCAUCUCUUUUGCAUGCUAUUUUGCUAUAUUUGGGAAUUUCAAACAACAAUAACCAGUUUUCUUCAAUGGAAAAUCAAAACAACGAGCAAGGUAUUUUGUCACGACUCAAAUUAUGGAUUUGCAGUGGCGAACCUUUACCAGUAUCCCUAGCCAAACAGUUCCUAGACACUUUUUCCGGACAUACAUUAUGUAAUUUUUAUGGUAGUACAGAAAUUAUGGCAGAUGCUACAUAUUAUGCUAUAAAUUCAUAUAAAGACUUGUGCUAUGGAGACAAAAUACCUAUUGGUGUUCCAAUUGACAACACCGAAUUAUACUUGUUGGACAGUCAAGGUCAGAUUGUAACACCAGGUUCCCUCGGAGAACUUUUUGUAGCUGGUGCUAACUUGGCAAGUGGCUAUGUCAAUAAUCGUGAUCCUCAUCGUUUUAUCAAGAACAAAUUUUCUCAAAAUAAAGGUAUGGAUAAAAUGUAUCAAACUGGAGAUUUUGGUAAAAUUGUUAACGGUGUUUUAUUGUACGAAGGAAGAACGGAUUCCCAAAUUAAAGUCAGAGGACAUCGAGUAGAUCUAAUGGAAGUGGAAUCCGCUAUUCAUAAACUACCCAAUUCUGAUAUUGAUAAAUUAGCAGUACUGUGCUAUAAGCCGGGUGAAACUGAACAAGCAUUGUUAGCAUUUGUAGUUUUUAACAAAGACAAAAAUGUCCCUUCUACGAUGCAAAUUGAAGAAAAACUGAGACAUGCAUUACCAGAUUAUGCUCUACCACAAGUUAUUUCUUUAGAUACAAUGCCUUAUCUUAUAAAUGGUAAAAUCGACAGGCAAAGCUUACUACGGAUGUACUCAAACAUGUCGAGUACAAAUAAAGUCAAUAAACUUAUAAUAGACUAUUCCGGUGUAAGUUCUACUAAAAUGUCUACAGCUAAAAGUCUAUUUGAAACUUUAUCUGAUGUAUUGGGCAAUUCACUCCGAUCACAUAUAACAUCAAAUGCAAAUUUUUUUGCUUUAGGUGGAAACUCUCUAAAUGCUAUUUAUACUAUAAGCAAACUUGCUGAUCUCGGAUAUUCAAUAAAUGUUAGUGAUUUCAUUAUUGCUCCUGACUUGGGUACAAUUGUCAAGAAAAUGGUGUUCACAGGUAAACCUGAACUAUCAUGUUGUAGUGAAGACUGGCUGCAAGAAAAAUAUUUAGUUCAAAUACUCGAGCCCAAACAUAAAAAUGAUGUUAUAAGAAUAAUAGCCGAUAGUUUUUAUGAAAAAGCUGAUUUAGAACACUGGCUUGAACCUGCAGUACCUUAUAGUGACUAUACAGAUAUUUUGGAAAUGAUUUGGGAACCAUUGGUAGAAAAAAAACUGAGUUUUGCGGUGUAUUCUAAAGAAUCUAAUCAAAUGGUAGGGGCAUCGUUGAAUUUUGAUAUGUUAGAUGAACCUGAUAUUGAUUUCAAUGGACGUUUAUUGUUAAUUUUUGAAUUCCUUGAAUUUCUUGAAGGUCCUUUAAGAGAUAACAGAUUACCAAAAGGCAAGGGGCGCAUAAUUCACAGUUUUAUGAUGGGCACAGAUAAAUUAUUAGAUGCAGCAACUAACGUAGAAAUAAUAACAUUUAUGGAACAAGAAAAUUUAAAGAUUGGAAAAGCAAGAGAGUUUGAUGGCAUAUUUACAACAAAUACAAAUCCUCUAACACAGCAACUUGGAACAAACGUAUUUGGAUAUAAAACUCUAUUAGAUUAUCAAGUUAACAAAUAUGUUACAUCAGACGGUAUACAACUUUUCAGAAAAGCACCAGACACUCAAAGAGCUAUAUGUUGCUGGAAACUUAUAAUAUAGCUUUUUUUUGACAUAUUAAUUUAUUUAUUUUUAACUUUUGUUAAUGUUGUAUAUUUUUGUUUGUUUUUUAGAGUUAAGAUUAAUUAUAUAUGUUUAAAAAGUCAUUUUUAAUAAACACUACAAAACUCAUUGUUUUAUGCAAAAGUU
Daktulosphaira vitifoliae (grape phylloxera) is the source of this 2995-nucleotide messenger RNA. It is a transcript of the gene e, whose product is annotated as gramicidin S synthase 2. The transcript is spliced from 17 exons. The record is from RefSeq and is a predicted model, not a curated record. NCBI's taxonomy places the organism in Eukaryota, Metazoa, Arthropoda, Insecta, Hemiptera, Phylloxeridae. The coding region runs from base 200 to 2848 and encodes 882 amino acids.